AUGGCUUCAGCAAAAGAAGAUAAUAAACACCAGGGGAUUGGCAUAGUUGGUGCUGGUUUAGUUGGAUGUUUAGCUGCUUUGGCUUUCGCAGCCAAGGGGUUUUCAGUGACUUUGUUUGAAUUACGUCCUGAUCCAAAGGAAGUUACGAACGAAAAGAAUCUUAGAUCCAUUAAUUUGGCAGUUAGUGAUCGUGGUAUCAGGGCAUUAAAAUAUGUCGAUGCAGAAAUGGCCGAUAGGGUUUUGGAGCACGUUAUUCCUAUGACGGGUAGAAUGAUUCAUGAUUUAUCGGGAAAGAAGCAAGAAUCCCAGGCAUACGGUUUAUUUGGGGAGAGCAUCAACUCUAUAGACAGAUCAUUUUUGAAUGACUGCCUAUUAGAUGAAAUAAGGCAUUCUGAUAUUAACGUUCAUUUCAAUCAUAAAUUAAUAAGGCUAGAUAACUUAUCUAGUGAAGAGAAGUCACCAAAAAUGACUUUUUUAGAUAACUCGGAAUCUACUGAAUCCAAGAUGAAAUCCUACGAAUUUGAUUACAUUAUUGGAGCUGACGGAGCACAUUCUCAAUUUAGAUACCAAUUACAGAAGUCGAUGAGAAUGAAUAUUUCUCAGGAGUACAUCGACAUGCAAUAUUUGGAGCUUAGUAUUCCUUCAAAUACGAAAGGAGAUAGCAAGUUCCACAUAGACCCGAAUCAUCUUCAUAUUUGGCCAAGACAUGAAUUUAUGUUAAUAGCCCUAGCUAAUGAGGAUGGCUCAUUUACAUCAACAUUUUUCAGUCCUUGGUCCGUUAUCGAGUCUUUUGGAACUUCGUCAGACAAGUUUGUUGAGUUCUUCAAGUAUAAUUUUCCAGAUGCAUUUGAACUUAUGGGAGAAGAAAAGCUUAAGUAUGCUUUUGAAAGUCAACCAAGAGGUUCAUUAAUGCAAGUCAAUGCUUACCCUUAUCAUAAUCCAAACGGCAGGGCCUUGAUUAUAGGUGAUGCAGCCCAUCUGAUGGUCCCUUUCUACGGUCAGGGUAUGAAUUGUGGGUUUGAGGAUAUUCGUGUUCUAAUGGAAUUAAUAGAUAAGAAUAACGGAGAAGUCUCCGAGUCGUUUAAACAGUACUCGGAGCUUAGAGCCGAAGACUUAAAAACCAUCAGUAAAUUGGCUUUAGAUAACUACCACGAGAUGUCAUCCAAGGUUACAAAUGGAUGGUACCUAUUUAGAAAGAAGAUCGAUAAUAUGCUUGGUAGAUAUGGCAAUGGCUUAUUUCAGUGGAUUCCAAUGUACACCAUGAUUUCUUUUAGAGGUGACAUACCAUAUUCAAAAGCGGUCAAAAUUGAAAAGAGACAAACAAAAAUUCUCAACGCAAUUGAAGUUGGAACUAUUGCAGGGUUUAUUUUGUUUGGAGCCGCCAAAUUGGCUCAGCAUUACCAUAAACUAUCCAAUAAAUAG
Debaryomyces fabryi is the source of this 1422-nucleotide messenger RNA. RefSeq names its product kynurenine 3-monooxygenase (gene BNA4). Bases 1 to 1422 code for a protein of 473 amino acids. Gene Ontology annotation, molecular function: NAD(P)H oxidase H2O2-forming activity; FAD binding; kynurenine 3-monooxygenase activity. Lineage: Eukaryota; Fungi; Ascomycota; Pichiomycetes; Serinales; Debaryomycetaceae. Gene Ontology annotation, biological process: NAD+ metabolic process; L-tryptophan catabolic process; quinolinate biosynthetic process. The transcript has a single exon. The record is from RefSeq and is a predicted model, not a curated record. Gene Ontology annotation, cellular component: mitochondrial outer membrane.